Cinara cedri is the source of this 791-nucleotide messenger RNA. Lineage: Eukaryota; Metazoa; Arthropoda; Insecta; Hemiptera; Aphididae. The record is from the annotation of a GenBank genome assembly.
AUGGAAGAAAAACGUAUGUUUAUAAAUGCGAAAAUGGUGGGGCAUGCUCAGAAACACCCAGACGAGUGGCAUAAUAUAAUAUUAGAGGACAUGAAUGAAAUUAAGGGAACUUCAGGACGUCUUCGAAACUCUUAUACAGGACAAAUUAAAUGUGAUGCAAGUAUCAAUACUUUUAAAGAGCUCAAAGAAACAGCGAGUUAUCGGUCAAAUUGGAGAAUUGGAGUUGUGAACCAACCUUCGGAUUUAAAAAAAAUAUACCUUAUGUACCUAUUUAUGAAUACUUAUUACUAUUUACGCAAUGCAAUUAUUUAUUACUGUUAUUACAAUUACAGUUUAAACUAGAAUUGAUUUAGUAUUGUAAAAAUAAAAAUUGUCUUAUAGUAUCAUGUUAAUAUGGCCGUCAAAGAUUCAAUCGGUGGUUGGAAAGAUAAUGCGUAUGUCUAUCAAACUUCCAAAGCAUGUACAACAAUGAAGAAUUUUGCUGGUAAUUCGUGGCCUGUAAUUCUAAAUAGUUUUCGUUUAAGUGAAUGCCCAUGGUCUCCGGUAAAUAAUAUAUUACCUUUAAUAUUUUAACAAUUUGAUCAUUAUAGUGUUAACAUAAUAACUUUGUUUAGGGAGUUUUUAUAACAAAGGGUUUUGAUCUAACAAAUGCUAUUGCAAAGGGUAGUUUUCCAAAACAAAUGUUUUACGGGACAUACAAAUAUCGUCUUUUUUUUAAAGAUAUAAAAAACAAACAAAAAGGCUGUAUUAUCUUUUUGAUUGAUAUUAAACGUCCGUGGGAAUCAGCAUAA